This is a messenger RNA of Effrenium voratum, 1938 nucleotides long. NCBI's taxonomy places the organism in Eukaryota, Dinophyceae, Suessiales, Symbiodiniaceae. The record is from the annotation of a GenBank genome assembly.
AGGCUCUCUGGCUCACAGCGGAUUUGGAAGGCAGGGUUCCGCUCUCCGGUAGGUGCGAUGAGUCUGCAGGACCUUCUGCGUGAACAGCAGGUCAUCGUGGCAGAGCAGCAGAGCAUGCGCGCUGAGUUCCAGCAGAUGCAGCGCAAGCUGGACGACUAUGUGAAGAGCGAACUGAGGCGAUUGAGCAGCCGUUUGGACGCCAACGACGCGCGCAUCCAGCGGGUGCUUGGGGAUGGCCCCACGCCAACAAAGUUUCUGGAGUCGGCAAAGAACCUCUUUGCCGACCCGGCGUCCGGCGCACGCCAGGAGCCGCGGAUGUCGCCGCUGCCAGAGACGGGCGGCUACAAACGCUCCCCCCUGGUGCCCUCCCCGCGAAGCGAGAAGGUCCGGCAGUCCAUGCAGCAACCAUCGAGGAGGAACUCCAAAGCAUCUUCCAAUGACUUGGACUCCAAAACGGACCAGCUCGUGGAAGCGUGCAAGAAGGCCCCGGUCGAAGACGUUUGGAGCUCGCCGGGAGACUCCGCAGUGACCUCGACCGUGCUGGACCACGCGGAGGAGAAUCUGCGGCGCUGCUUCGCAAAGACGAGGGAGGGCCAGCGCAACCCCAACAACCCCCUGCUGGGGCUGAAUGCAAUCUUCAAGCGCCUGGACCAGAACCACUCGGGCAAGGUGGACCGCCAGGAAUUUGCAGACCUCUGCGCUGUGUUGGACUUCAACUGCUCCGCGGACGUCAUGAGCGGGCUUUUCAACCGCUACGACGUGGACCGGUCCAACUACAUCACAGUGGACGAGUUUGGUCGUAUGAUGUUCAAGCUGGAGGGGGACAAGGAGGGCAAGGCUCUGAGCACCAUCGCGCGGCUCCGGGAGGCUUUGGCCCUGCGGGCCGGCGGCUUCGAGACCCUCAAGGCCAUGGCAUCCCAGUUCCGCAUCAUCGACCACGACAAAUCCGGAGAGCUCACAAAGGAAGAGUUCAACACGGCCCUGGACAUCCUCUUCAGCUGCUUCCAGCUGCGCUUCUCCGCUGCGGAGAAGCUCAGCUUAUUCCAGAAGUUCGACCGGGACAACUCCGGCACGGUGAACUACGAGGAGUUUAUCCGUGGGGUGCGCGGGAAAAUGAACGACUUCCGCCUGGACUGGGUCAACCAAGCCUUCGGCAUCCUGGACCGGGACGGCUCCGGCGUGGUCACGGCCGCCGAGAUGGCGCAAACCUACGACGUGUCGAAGAACCCCGCGGUGCAGUCUGGAAAGGUGACGCCUCAGAAGGCGAUGUCGGCGUUUAUGCAGCACUUCGACCAGAACUGCGAUGGGACGAUCACACAGGAGGAGUUCAUCGAAAACUACCAGUGGGUCAGCGCGUCCAUUGACAGCGAUGACUACUUCGAGCUUAUGAUCCGCAACGCCUGGCACAUCUCCGGAGGCGAAGGAUGGUGCGCGAACACCUCCAACUUGCGAGUCCUGGUGAAGCAUCACCGGGCCCAGGAUGAGGUGGUGUGCGUGAAGAACGACCUGGGCCUGCCACGUGAUCCCGCCCUGCGCACCCAGGAGGUGAUCAAGCGCUUGCGCAUGCAGGGCGUGUCAGACAUUGCGAAGAUUGAGUUUUGCGGCUGAAGUGAGGCGGCAGAGACCUGAUGUUUCAAGUGGUCCGGGGGUUGUAAAAGUUUUUGGCCCGUUUUUGCCCCGCUUUGCCAGCCCGUCGUUUGCCAUGAUGCCGCAUUUGUGCUGUUCGCCAAAUGUGGACGACCACGUGUGCAAAUGUGAAAGUGUACAAGCCGAAAACGGGCCGUGAAUUUUGACAACCGCCCCUCCAGUAGUACAGCACACAGGCAAUGUCCACCCGUGCUGCUAGGUUGUUUGCAGCUGGACUGACUUUUGAUUCCUCUUGCCCUUGCUGCUUUGCGCGCAAGGUUGUUAUAGCCCGCGACCUCCAGUGGUGCACUU